ACUCUGUGUUCGCAACUUUCUCACAGCUGUGUCGGUUCAUGCCAUUCCAAUAAUUUCGAAAGAUAUGUUCUUUGAUCGUUUCAAUAUUUUAUUGGUUUGAUUAAGGUUUCACUUAACUACUGUCCCUGCUCAAUAUAUGAAACAUCUUUCAAAUCCUCCUGAUCGAUCGCUUCUACAUUAAAUUUGAUAACCCAAUUCACAUUUUGAUCAAAUAAAUUGCCAACACAAACAGAGGGAAGCUUGAUGAUAAUUGUUCACCCUGUUGUUGUUGUUGCAGGAAAGGAACAUCAAUUUUAGAGGAAAACUCUCUGUCUAUGGCUGGGUCGGUUGGUCCAAGGUUUUACAGUUGUUGUAAUUGCAGGAACAAUGUUGCCCUUCAUGAUGAUGUCAUUUCCAAAACAUUCCAGGGGAAACAUGGGAGAGCAUUUCUGUUUUCUCAUGCUAUGAAUUUAGUAAUUGGGGAGAAAGAAAACAGGCAACUGAUCACAGGUCUUCACACUGUUGCCGAUGUUUCCUGUUGCGAUUGUUUGGAAGUGGUUGGAUGGAAAUACGUAAGAGCUUUUGAGGUGAGUCAAAAGUACAAGGAAGGGAAGUUUGUACUUGAAAAGUGGAAAAUCAUUUGCGAGUGAAGAAGAAGUAGCAUAUGGAUAUCUUAACAAGCUUAUUCAUUUUGUCAAUAAGAUCGAUAUAUAAUAUAACAGUUCUGUCAUGUUGCUAGAUCUUCAAACAUUUGAGUUCCACGGACCUGUUAUUAUAUUAAACUAACCUAACAUAAUUGAUCAUUUCAUUGAAUUCGUGUUCAAUGUUGACAUGUUUCAUAAUUGUUGAUAAUUCUGUCAAUUUUAUGGUUGAUUUU
Impatiens glandulifera is the source of this 856-nucleotide messenger RNA. Its product is annotated as protein yippee-like At4g27745. The transcript is spliced from 2 exons. The record is from RefSeq and is a predicted model, not a curated record. The coding region runs from base 315 to 629 and encodes 104 amino acids. Lineage: Eukaryota; Viridiplantae; Streptophyta; Magnoliopsida; Ericales; Balsaminaceae.